CUCAAGGACUAGAACUUCCAAAAGACAAAGCCCCUCCAAUAAAGCAACCCCACUUCCUCUUUUCUUUCUUUCUCGAACUGAAGUCUCGAACCUCAACUCCAGCUAGCCACGACCACCCUCUCCAGCCUCCCUCCACCACACCGAUUGGCUCCAAGCUUCCGGAAUUGAAUGAAUCGAGGUCUGAGCUACUUGGUAGAAUUCAAGGGUUGAAGCAGCAAUGGAUGCUACAGAGCAAGAUUUUAUGAACCUUAGUGAUAGAGUGUCAGUAAAAGUUAAAAUGGGAAAACAACCUGAUCUUGGAAGUGAAAACUCAGAAGAUACAAAUACAAGUUCCACAAAGAAAAAGCUUAGAGUGAUCAAAGUAGCAACAAUCCAAGCAUCCCAAGCAAUCCAAUCCAACAUGGCACAAGAGAACUCAUCAGCGUCUGAUGAUCUUCAUCUGAAUGUAGAUGAUUUCUACUUUUCCGCACUCUUUGAUGAUGAAACUUAUGACGAGUCUGAGCCAGUUUCAGAUUCCAAGUACGCACAAGAGUUGCAGUUCCAAGAGGCUCUAAUGUCCUCUUCUGCAAUCACCUCCCAAUCAACGCACAAUGAUGGUUCCUCUUCCUCUUCAUCAUCAGCAACAAUCCAAGCAACCCAAUCAAUCCAAUCCAACCCAAUCCAUGAAAUCCUAUUCCCAAUUCAGGACACGCAAGAGUCUGGUGAAUCGUCGUCACCACAACCAUCAACACAAAUCCUUUGUGGGAUUUGUUUUGAAAUGAAAGAGGCUGACGAGAUGUUUCGAAACGAGGGAUGCGUUCACUCCUUCUGCUCUGACUGCAUAACCAAGCAUGUAGCAUCCAAAAUCCAAGCAAACAUUCACGUAGUUUCGUGUCCCAGCUUGGACUGCAGGGCUGUGCUGGAACUUGAUGCCUGUAUGCCAAUGCUUCCCAAAGAAGUCAUAGAAAGGUGGAAUGAUGCCCUUUGUGAAGCUAUGGUUUUAGGGGCACAAAGACUCUACUGUCCAUUCAGUGACUGCUCAACGGUUUUGAUGAUCGACAUCGAAGGUGAGGAGGCUAUAAGAGAGUCGGAGUGUCCCAUUUGCCAUAGACUGUUCUGUGCACGAUGUCAAAUCCCUUGGCAUCCAGGAGUUGAUUGUGAGGAGUUUCAGAGGCUUAACGAGAGCGAGCGAGGGAGGGCGGAUCUUAUGGUUAGGGAACUUGCAAAGCAGAAGAAGUGGAAGCGGUGCCCUAGGUGCAAAUAUUAUGUGGAGAAGACUCAAGGUUGUUUGCAUAUUACUUGCAGGUGCCAAUACCACUUCUGCUAUAGAUGUGGAGCAGAAUGGACAAGUACUCAUGGUGGUUGCCAGUGAGAUUAAGUUGCAGAAGGCACUUGGAUUGAAGGCGUGUUACUUGUUUUAUGAUCUAGAACUUUAAUUUAUAUACAGAAUCAUCAAAAGUGCAGCAAUACGAGGGGACUUUUGCUAGUAGAUUUGUAACAUUGCCUUGAAUUCCCUUAUUAAUGUUAUGGAGUUUUCUCUUUUC
Messenger RNA from Pyrus x bretschneideri (Chinese white pear), 1523 nucleotides. RefSeq names its product E3 ubiquitin-protein ligase RSL1. The transcript is spliced from 5 exons. Gene Ontology annotation, biological process: ubiquitin-dependent protein catabolic process; protein polyubiquitination; positive regulation of proteasomal ubiquitin-dependent protein catabolic process. Gene Ontology annotation, cellular component: cytoplasm; ubiquitin ligase complex. Lineage: Eukaryota; Viridiplantae; Streptophyta; Magnoliopsida; Rosales; Rosaceae. The record is from RefSeq and is a predicted model, not a curated record. Gene Ontology annotation, molecular function: zinc ion binding; ubiquitin conjugating enzyme binding; ubiquitin protein ligase activity. Bases 218 to 1351 code for a protein of 377 amino acids.